ACUGUGGCAUCCAGGCAGAAGCGUUCUCCACUCCGCCUCCUCUGGCUCCUGCACACGCAGGGAAAGAUCCAUCCGAGGCUCAGGAUGAAACACAAUGUUUCGCCUCGAUUCUGAGGCGGUGCUGCAGCCGUGACAGCCUCAGAGUCCGGCUAGCGCCCCCGCCACCGGCAGCAGCAGCAGCAGCGCUGCAGGCGCACCGAGCGGACGCAUUGCUGCACUUUACAUCUUUCUGGGGUUGCUCAUUUGGACGCCAGCGUCCCACAGAGACAGUCGACCGGCAGCGGGUGUUCGAGCUCCCUCUCAGAGGACGGUGUUGUCCUGAGAGCUCAGACAUGCCAUCUGUCUCUGCUGGAAGCGUCGCUGUCUGGGCUGCGAUUCGCUGCGCUCCUUGAGGGAAUCAAAGUUGGUGCAAUGGAGACUUCCGGGAGUGAUGCUGCUGUCACAUACUUGGAGAAAGCUGAUGAGAGAGAUGGAUAUUAUGAUCUGGAGCAUCUCCCUCCACUGCUGGAAGAUGAGGAAAACGUCUCCCUGGCCGACAUCCUUUCUUUGCGGGACAGCUGCCUGAGUGAGGAGGAGGUCUGGGCCGUGUGUGCAGAGUGUGUUCUGGCCCUGCAGAGCAUCAGACCCUCCCACCUCUUCUACACCCUGUGUAUAACACCAGACACUCUGGCCUUCAACGCUCAUGGGAAUGUUUGCUUCAUGGAGCAGCUAAGCGAUGAUCCAGAUUGCUCCUUUGUCCCUCCGGAGUUUGACAACACGGGCAGCACAUUCGAGGGCCACAUUUUCUCUCUGGGCUCCACACUUUCCGCUGCACUGAAAUUUGUCAUAGAGCCAGAGCUGGAGGCUGAACUGGGAGAAGAACUUCAGAGUCUGCUGCAGCAGAUGCAGGAGGAGAAGCCUGACGACAGACCUGAGCUGGAGGAUAUUCUGCUGCUGGCUGAAGAGCAGCUGUCUCAGACAUCUUCCGCUACCGUGUGCCGGAAGUUAUCUUCGAUUGGACGAAGAGUGCUCUCCAUUGAAUCAGUUUCAAAUAUUCAAGAAGAACAGGAGGAAUCUGUGGAGGAAAAAUGGCAUCAUUCCAAAGCCAAAUGUCUUUUGAAAAGACUAAACUCAGAGGAUAAGACCAAAGACCUUUCUGACACCUCUGGGUCAAACAGUGUGUCCAGACAGCAGGUAGUGUGUGGGGCCUGGGAUUCCUCUCUAUGGGCCGAGGAUAUGGAAAGCGGUGAGGCAGACGGCAUGAGUCUGACAGAUGAGAUGGAUUGUCGGUCUUACAACAGCUCCCCAGUGAAGAGGAGAUCCCAGCAGAAGUUCAGAGGAGCAAGGGGAGUCCUUAAUCGCUCCUGUUCGGUGCCGGACUCCAACAAUCCCCCGUGUGUCUCCACUCCACCUCACGGAGAUAUCAGCAUUCCUGUUUCUGACCUCACGGAAAUAGGAGCUGAUGAACAUCUAGACUCAAAGUCUAUGUGGAGUAACAGACUGGAGAGACUAAACCGGGGGAAGUCCUGUGAGUCCUACCCUCACUGUAGAACUCAGGAUCAGGAAGAUGGAUCACAAGGAACCCAUCGUGGAGACUCUUGCAUAGAAGAAAUAAAUAUUCAAGACUGUGUCCAGCCCAUGUCACGGGGAUGUAUCCAGGACUUGGUCGUCUCCUGUGCCUCCUGUCGGGAACUGGAGACGGCACAAAACUCUUUAGAGGAUGAGAGCGCGACAAAACCCAACAUUUCCCUUUCCUAUAACUACAUGACCAAAAGCAUGCUGUGCCUGAACGAAGAGUCUCAGGAUGAGUGGAUCUCUCUCAGGGAGCUGCUGACUCUUUGUGGACGGAGGCUUACGGUUAAUGAGCUGUGGGCUUUGUGUUACACCUGCCUGUCUUCACUGCAAACUUACACUGACUUUCCAGCCUAUUUAUGCCUGGACACAGUUUAUGUGAACUGCAAAGGAGAAGUGAUUUUUCUCAAACCUCAAACCGUCGAAUCCCAUGAUGGUUUUUUUCUUGCACCUGAGUAUCAGGAACACGGUAUUGUAACUGAGAAGGUCUGUGUGUAUGGGGUCGCUGCGAUCCUCUGGGCGUCAGCCAAGUUCAGCUUAUCACCAAAUCAGAAGCUGGCGAUGCCUCGUAAGAUGAAGAGACUCCUCCUGGAGAUGGCUAAGAGGACUCCCAUGGAGAGGCCAACCAUCGUCAUGGCAAAAAAGAGCUGCAUCUGUAAUCUUUCUCGUCAGGGGAUUAGCGCUGAGACUGUCUGGGGGAACCUCAUCAGCAGAGUUCACCCGCCAGCUUCAGAAGGCCACAAUACUGAAGAUUUGAGUGAAAGUAAUAAUCAGAGCUCAACUGAUGAGCCCCGACCAAACAGUGGCUUUGUGCCCAUGGCCACUGAGAGCCGACUGGCUCCUGUGCCUGGCCCUGUUCCCCACAGCUAUCCUGAACUCCAGCUCCCAGAAGCCUUCACUUCCACCGCCACACACUUCACUCCAAUCAUCCUGACCAGUGAAAGGGAAACAGAGGAGGAGGAGACCCAGCAUCUGGGAUCUGUCACUGUAGGGACAGCAGACAGACUGACGAAGAGCAGUGUUGGUGCUGCAGGAAGCUGCCUAGAUGUCCCUCCUUCUAAAGCCAAUCUGCAUUCAGAAGAGCUGACUGAGUUUCACACAGUCAUGAGCACCUCUUCCAAAACGUCCAGCACAAUACCCGAAGACUCUCCUUCAGCUCUCUCUGAUGUUUCCCUCCUUGAAGUCUCCCUUCCCAGUCUCUCUUCCCCCUUAUCCACUAACCUCAACAGCUGUGGUAUUUUCAACAAUUACCUCUUUUGGCAGGAUCCCGUGACAGGACAUCUGUCCUUGGUGCCCGUCAAGGUCAGGGCUCCUGAGUCUUUACAGGGGUUGGACAUAAACCCGUCUUUGGUCCCUCAGUCUUUGCUAGGCCUGAUAACAGGUCAGGAGACCGACCUGUUUUUUGACUCUGUCAGUGUAACCGUGAGGCCUGGGACUCAGGAUAUAUUUUAUUUAAGUGGUAGCUCCACAACGUCAGACGACUCUCUGGAUCGUGCUUCUCAUCAAACGUACUGUGGAAAAACCGAAACCAAAACCCCAGGUGAGAAGAGCUCUGCCUCCAGAGGUCAGCCUGCCCUGCAGGACGUGAUCGACCUGCUCAAAGGACACUUUUCAAUUAAGGGACAUUUAGACAAUGGCCGUCAAGACAUCAUGAUGGGUAAGAGCAACACACUCCUUCUACAUGGGGAGAAAAUCGACACAAUAUAUUUGUGUAUUAUUGCUUCAUUAAUAACUCUUGAGAUUAAAAUGAUUUCAUUUUUUGCACUGUCAAACUUCAUCAAUUUGAGUGUCUUCCAUUGCGCCCCAUGCAGAGAUCAUAAUGAGCAGUCUCCAUCUCCGGCUGUGAGGAGGGCAGCCGUCACUCCACCCUUCACCACCGCUGCCUGCAGAGGGAAGACACAAGUUUGCCUGCACAGCUGUCUCGAUCUGAAUGGAAACAUUCAUGCUUCUCGUCCCGUUGCUGUUGGGAUAUGGGAGGGAAGCGAGGCGACAUCUUGCUGUGGGGAAGAUGAGACGGUGCUGGAGGGUGCUGAAAUAAGAUUGGAGAAAAAUCGGUUUUGGAUAGGUCAAGGUGUGAAGGCAAACAGUUCAGAGUCUGGGGUUAUGGAAGCAGGAGGUCAUUCAGCGGGUGGCAGCGAUGAAAGCCCCUCUGAAGCCGAGUUUGUGUCAGGGAGAGAGGAAGAUCUGAUGGGAGCCCACGAUGAGCAGAUGAGUCCUGACCACUCGGAGGACAUGGAGGACAGCGACUCUCUGGUGUCGGAGCGGCUCCUUUCGCCCACGUCCACGACAGGCUGCACAGGCCUCAGCUUCAGCCCGGCCUGGGCCCUGGCUCUCUUUGGAGAAGAUUGUUUUAGUCAGGAGGUGAUUGAGUAUGCAUUGAAUCUGGGAAAGCACACAGGAUCGCCGAGCCUGGAAGUGAAAGUGCAGGAAGUGCAGCAGCAGCUGAUAAUUGAGACGAGGAAUCUGAAGAAAACCAGAAAUUUCUAUCAAAAGCUGAAGAAUCAACAUGAGAGAAAAAACAAAGGUCCUGAAAGCAAACUGAUGCUCUCAAAACUCAAGUCGCAGCUUGAAGAACUCAGAUCCAAGGUGGCCUUUUUGGAUUGUGUGAAGAAAUAUCUUGAGGUCCUCAGCGUUGAUCACUGGGGUCUGGAAGUUUCUCUACUGCCCUCUCUGGCUGGCUGUGGACGCCACUCCAUGAACCUGCAGUCCACUGAGGACCCCUCUGUCCUGAGCUUUGGUAGCAGUAAAGGGAAGAGGACUCUGCAGGCCGGCUCUCCUCUGGGACUCUUGGCUUACCUUUAUGCCAGAAAUGCUGCUGCAGAGGGCUACAUCCAACAGUUCCUGUACACGUAUCGCUUCUUUUGCUCUCCUGAAGAACUACUGCAGUUCAUCAUGGAUAAGUUCAUCAGUGCUUCAAGAGAGGGGCCAGAGAUGUCAGGGGACAGUGAAAGGAUCUUCCAUCGCAGUCUGGACCUUCUGCAGAUCUGGGUGACAGACUGCAAAUCAGUGGACUUCACGCCAAAGUCGAGUCUUGUGGAGACUUUAGAAACGUUUCUAAACACAGAGGUGAUUCCAGUUGACAGUCAAGGUGAGGCCGUUCUCUCCGUCCUCUACAACCAUCCAAACUCCGACACGCUGGGUCAGGUGACAGGAAGUCUGAUCAGCCUGAAUGAAGAAGAGGACUCUGUGUGUCUGCAUUCGUCUACUGAGGAUCUUAGCAAGAAGUGGAGGAUCUCGCGAGUUGUGGAGCCCUCUGCUUCCAUGUCUAAAGAGAAGACCUUCUCGAUUGCUGCAGCCCUGCCUGCUCCUUGCUACGACUCCCUGAUGCACGAUUUGUCCAACGUGUGUCUGCAGAGUGAGGAGCGACUCCCGUUCAUCCAAAAGGAGCUCAGCGCGCUGCACAUAGCCCAGCAGCUGACGCUCCUGCAGCAGGAAGUUUUCCAAGGAUGUCAUCCAGUUCAUUUCCUGAAGUCCAGAACACAAGGAGUCAGAGACAAACUCUGCAGCCCAAACAAGAACGUGUCGCAGCUUAUUCCGCCAGCAGAGGGCAGCAGUGGGCUGGUACUGAAGGGGAGCCCAGCAGACAGCUUCCUCCAGCAGCUGCUCACAUACGCUGAGAUUGUCACUAACUGGAUCUCUGCAGAGAUUGUCAUAUGUGACUCUGCAAAGACCCAAGCUGCCUUGCUGACCAGGUAUCUGUGGAUCGGAAAGUAUUGCUAUGAAAUGAGGAACUUUGCCACAGCCAUGCAGGUUCUUGGAGGUCUGGAAAAUAUGACUGUCAGGCAAUUACCAGCUUGGAAACACCUGGCUUCCAAAGUCUAUGAGAUCCUGGAGGAGCUGCGAGCCGUUCAGGUGUUUCUGAAGAGCGAUGACCUGUGUCUGAUUGGAGCAGAGCAGAAGAGGACGAGGCCCACACUGCCGUGCGUUCACAUCCUGGCUAUGCAUGUACAGCAGCUGGAGAUCGGUGCAUUCACACUAACCACUGGGGCUUAUAAGUGGACCAAACUCAGGAACAUCGCAAAGGUUGUGAGUCAGGUCCAUGCCUUCCAGGAGGUUGUGUACCCGUACAGCCCAGACCAGGACCUUCAGGCCUACCUGCGCCGCCGGAUCGCCCGGUUCGCCACGACGGACAUCCACCUGCUGGCCGCUGACAGCGAUGCCAACUUUCAACGGUCCAGCGAGCGUCAGACGCGGAGGAUCCAUGACACGCUGAGGAGGGUGAAAGCUACUUUCCAGUGAAGCCUGCUUUGCCUCAUUUCAGAGAUGAACUUCAAAUCCAGGACAUUGCCCUGCGCCCAGACUUAUCACGUUACAGUGCUGUGGAAAAGUAUUUACUCCCCUACAGACAUCUUCUGUUUUUGCUUCCUUGUCUCAGUCACAUGUUUCAGAUGAUCAAACAAAUUCAAAUGUCAGACAGAAUUAUCUGAAGUAAAUGCCAAAAAACUGCUUUUUAAUUGUCUAAUUAAUUGUCCCAUGUGUUAUUUAAAUAGAACCAGUGUGACAGCAUGAAGUAGGCUGGAAUAUCUCUAUAACCGAUGCAGCAAAUGCCCUGAUCCAAAGAAAUUUGAGAUAACAAGCAAAAUUGCUGAAAUCAAGAGUCGCCUUUUAUCUCAUCCAUCCAAAAGUUAUCAGAGAACAACAUUUAAAUUGCUUGACUUUUAAAUAUGUUUCCACUAAAAUAUACUGAGGUUGAACACUUCUGAACAGAAAAAGAGUGGAUAAUGUACAAUGUGAAACCUUCAUCUAGAUCCUACUAGAUGAAGGAAGGUGAGACUGUACAACAUCAUAAUAUAAGCUGUUUAUAUCUAUUGAUUCAGUUACUUAACAGUAUUAAUUGCGAUUGUAAAACAUUGCGUUUUGUGUUAAAUAUUGCUUAUUGUUAAAAAUUAAGAUUAAUUUUAGUAUAUUGCAGUGCCUAUAAUGAAUUAUGAAGAUAUUUGAAGUAGUCCAGAUCUAAAACUGUCGGGAUGUAAACAGACUGUUCCUGCUGAAACUAAAUUAUAUCAGUUUUGUAACCAAGAGUUGGAUAAAAUUCCUCUGUGGUUUUCAUGUUUCAAAAUUCCUUGAUGGAAGUUGUUGUGGCCAAAGGUGCUGCAACCAGUUAUAGGGUUUAGAGGCAUUAACAUUUCAGUUUGAAUAGAUUUUUGUCCUUAGCAAAUCAAAUAAUCAUUUAAAAAGAUGCAUUUUGAAAGUAUUUUUUGCUUAUCUUUGUCUAAUAUUAUUACUUUUCUGAAACUUAUAGUUAUGGUGGAAAAGCAAAAACAGAAGAAAUUUGUAAAUAAAGUUCAAAGCAAACUUAAAUCAAAACUCACACUCUUGUGAUAUUUUUAAAAUUCAUUUUGAUUUAUGUUUUUGUUUGUUUUCAGGUUGAUCUGUUGCUGGGUUCAGAUCCCAGCCUGGCGUCUUUUUGCAUGUUCUCCUGUGCAGGCUUGUUGUUCUCUCCAGGUACUCCUGCUUCCAUCCACAGUCCACAUAAUUAUUAGGGUUACUGGUCUCUCUAAAUCGAUCUAAGGUGCGUGUGUGUGUGUGUGUGUGUGUGUGUGCGUCCUGUGAUGGACUUGCGACUUGUCCAGGUCAAACCAAAUGAUCAGUGCAGUUAUCACCCAUCCUUUGACCCUGCAAGGUUAAGUGAGGAUAGAUGACGGAUGGAUAUAUUUUUUGUUUGCAUUUUGUUCCUUCAACAAAAUUAAACAGUGUUUUUUUGUGAUUUUUUUUCUUUUAGCUGAUGCAUAUUUUUGUACAGUGUAUUUAAUUUGCUUGGUAUGUUUUCUCUAAUCUAUAAUCGUUGGUGGCCUGAACAUGUAAAAUGCAUGUCCAUCGAAAUGAUCAUCACAACUUGCACAUGCAGUAAUGCAACAGCGUGAUUCUUUGCUUGGGACUGAAUCAGCUAAAGCACAAUUUCAGCAGCUGUGUUUCUGUGUUAUACAUUUAUGAGCUAUAGAUGGAAAUGUCUUUUUUUUAGCGGUCUUUCACAUUUUCCACAGUAAAUUAUCUGUUGAUCCACUUAACAUCAAAACUGUUUUGUGCAAUGAUGUGUUCAGUAAUGCAUGACUUUUGGCUAUUUUAUUCCAGUGCAAGUUUUAAAUUAAUCACAUUUUGUUGUUUCAUGUGGUCAACAUGCAUUCAUAUUAUAAAUUGGAUAAGCUGCAAGGUUUUCAAUCAUGCAUUAAUUUUCAGUUUAAUGAAUUUCUUGUAGUUUUACUCAUCCAACUGUUUUGUGGCAGAUUUUCUAACUUCUGGUUUUGAAAGUUUGACCUGCUACUGCAGAUUUUUGCUGAUUAAAUAUUCUCUUAAUCUUUGUAAUUCAUAUCAUUCUAAUAUUUUUCUUGCCUUCAUGCCAAGGGCAGUCAGUAAGGAGUUUUACUAUCACUUAAAUAAAACACAGCAUUAUCACAGC
Messenger RNA from Poecilia reticulata (guppy), 7948 nucleotides. NCBI's taxonomy places the organism in Eukaryota, Metazoa, Chordata, Actinopteri, Cyprinodontiformes, Poeciliidae. The record is from RefSeq and is a predicted model, not a curated record.